CUGAAGAAGCAGGCUAGGACCCUGAGAAACUCUCGACAUGUCGCUCCCACAACUUCCGAGUCUCAGGGUCGCUCUUACGGUCUUCGUCCUCCUCUUCGGCAUCGUCCACGCGAGAUACCACGUGAAAACGAGAUUCGAUCGGUCCAUUGAGGUCUUAAGAGAUGCUGCGAACCAAGGAAGGACAUUCAGGGACCCCGAGACGAACUUCAUCGCCCACAAAGAUGUAGACCGGGGCUUCUGCUAUCUGGAGCGAGUGCAGGACCGCCAAGAAAAUCGCAAACCUGUCCACAGGACACUUUACGUAUGGGAUGACAAGUUGACCGAUCUGGAAACCUGGAGAAUCGCCGGUGGACGGGUCGUGGAGUUUUGCAAAGGGUUGGUUAUCAGCCUGCUGAGAGAUGAGAGACCUUCUCCAGGAUCUCCUGAAGAUCCCUUUCAGGAUGAGGUCCCUAAGGACGAGAACGACAUCGUCCAGAGGAGAGUAGCCGACAUUGUUUUGACUCCGCUGCGAGCUCGUGCUAAAAGGCAAAUUAUCCUGGAAAAUCAGGAUAAAUUGAAUAGAAGGUUCAUAAGUCGGUCUCGACGUCAGGUCCCUUACGCAGGACGAUUUAAGGGCCAGACUCAGUCGCAGUAUCUGAAUUUUGGGAACGAAAGCCAAAAGGAAGGCAAAGCGGAAGCGGAAGCCACGCAGAGGUCCUCGCACGCGGUCGUUAGUGGAUCCAACGGGAUGGGCCAGGCUCAGAGCAUGUCCAGUGGAGGAGAGGGCUGUGAAGGAUGUCCAGGACACCCAGGAUUCGGGACAGGUGAACCAUUAAAUCUACAAGCUGGAGGACGACUGAAGACCAAUGGUCAAAGGGGUCCCGAAGGAGGUAUUCUUCAAGGUGGAGGACCUGGUACCUUUCCUGGUCGUCCUGGGGAUGUAACUUAUCCUGGAGGUAUCCAGACCCCAAACGUGUACCCAGGAUCUAUAAUUCCCGGUGGAGUUCAAGGUACUGGAAGUGGUCCUCCAAGGGCUCCUGCACCUGGCCCACCUGGAAGUAUAGUCUACCCAAAUGGAGGACAAGUCUACCCAGGUGGAGGGAAAACGAUCACAACAAUUCCUGGAGGUCCUGGAACGGUUGGUCCUGGCCAGGUUCAAUAUCCCAGCGGCUCAGGCGGUGUCGUGCCAGGACCCGGAGGAGCACCUCUUCAACAGGGUGGAGUUGUGUCUGGAACAGGAGUUCAGUUUCCUCAGCAAGGUGGGCUCGUACCUGUAACAUCCACCGGUACGCAGUACCCUCAGCAAGAAAGACAAGGAUAUCAAAGGAUACAAGGAAUUCAGUAUCCUCAACAAGGUGUGGCACCAGGAACUGGAGUGCAGUUUCCUCAAGGUAGUGUGUUCCCAGGAACAGGUGCACAACCUACUCCAGGAAAUUUGGGCGUAGGUCCAGGAAUAGGUGGACAGUUUCCCCAACAAAGUGGGAUCGUUCCUGGAUUUCCAGGACAGUAUCCUGGAGGAGUGGUUACUUAUCCCGGGCAAGUUGUCACAGGAACAGGAGGAACGAUUUAUCCCGGAGGAACCCAGGGAGGAGUGUAUCCUAGUGGAGGUUUACAAGGUCCUGUUGGAGGGCAGCAGCUAUAUCCUGCGGGAUCCGGAGGAGGAGGCGGAGGAGGUGGCGGUGGAGGUGGAGGGGGUGGUGGAGGAACCGUAGUCGGUCCUGGAGGAAUCAGGCAGAAUGUCCUGCAACCAGGAGGAGUUACAGGUGGCGUCGUUCCUGGACAACUGCCCAAUCAGACGCCUGGAGGUGUUGUACCUCUAGAAGGUCUUGGAACUUAUCCCGGAGGAGUUCAACAAGGAAGACAACAGCCUGUAUUCCCUUCUCCCGGACUCCCAGGAUAUCCUGCAGGACCCAUUACGUAUCCUGGAGGCACAGAUACCAUCGUGCCCGGUGGAACAAGUACAACUGUGACGCAGCCGGCAAUGAUGGUGUACCCGGAAUAUCACAGAGGACCCGGGACUAUACAACAAGGGGGUCCCGGUGGUCCAGGUGGAGUUGUUUAUCCAAUUGCGCCGCCAGGUAUGCAACCCAACCUUGUGGGCGUUCCUCAAGGACCUGGAUACCCCGCACUUGUUCCGGGAGUGCAGCCAUUCCCGGGAGCUAUCCUGACUCCGGGAACGAUGCAGUACCCAGUGAGUCCUGUUGGCCAGUAUCCCUCAGGACAGCAACCUGUAAAUGUGCAAACGGGAGGAACAGUUCCAGCCACCGUUCCUGGAACAGGAGGAGCGAUCGGGACCCUACAGUACCCUGGAGGUAUCAGCCCACCAGGGACUAGUACAGGUGUUUCCCAGUACCCUGGAGGUAUCAGCCCACCAGGAACCAGUACAGGUGUGUCCCAGUACCCAGGAGGUAUCAGUCCACCAGGUACCGGCACAGGUGUUUCUCAGUACCCAGGAGGUAUCGGUCCACUAGGUGUCAGCACAGGUGUCUCUCAGUACCCAGGAGGUGUUAGUCCACCAGGAGGUAUCAGUCCACCAGGUACCAGCACAGGUGUCUCUCAAUACCCAGGAGGUAUCAGUCCACCAGGUACCAGCACAGGUGUCUCUCAAUACCCAGGAGGUAUCAGUCCACCAGGUACCAGCACAGGUGUCUCUCAAUACCCAGGAGGUAUCAACCCACCAGGUACCAGCACAGGUAUUUCCCAGUACCCUGGUCCAACAACCGGUGUGCACUACCCUGGAGGAAUACCUCCAACAGGUACAGGAGUCAUUCCCGCACAGUACUAUCAACCCCCUCAAGGUAUACCCGGGGGUACCAGCGUUUACCCAGAUCCAGGGUCAGCAGGCGGAGUCGCCGACGAUGGUUCCGACUCCCAGGCCUCCAGCUCCGUCAAGCAGCAUGGCUCCGACACCGAAGCGAGUGCAUCCGCUCAGGGGAUGUAUGCAGGUGAAACCGCGCAAUCUCAGGUAACCGGUACGUACACCGGGUCCGGGUCCUUCUCUGCCCAGGCGGGUUCAACCGACUCGAAGAAGAGUGCGCAGGCACAGGUGAACGGUGGCAAGGACGGGGCCACCAGCAACGCCCAGGGAUCUGGAGGACAUGGCAAAAGUCAGACUCAGGUGCAGCUGAACUCUGACACCGGGGCCACCUCCACCGGAGCACAGAGCAGCGGGUGGAACCAUGGAACCAAUACCCAGGUACAGGCCAGCUCCAGGGGGGGCAUGGCGGAUGCGCAGGCCAACGGCGAGGGUAACACAUCCAGCCAGGCUCAGAUAGGCUUCCAGCCGUACAUGAAGAAGGAAGAGAACGUAGAUAAAGGGUCUAGACCGUUUAGAGGAGGUGGGACAGCUUCAGCGCAAAGUGGAACCCAUCGAGGCCAGUCCCAGUCGCAGCUUCAGGGUUCCUUUCAGUAUGGGAUCACGUACAGUGGCGCAGCCCAAGCAGGCUCUGGCUCGGGUGCUGCCGCGUCCAGGAGGCCCUUCAAUUUUUCCAGCACCGACUCCGAGUUGUUCAAGAAGUUCACGCCAGUAGAUGGUCCAUCCUUCCCUGAGGGAGAUGCAGGUAAAACAUCUGCAGGUACCAGUCAGAAUAAAGACAAGCAAGGCAUGAAAACGUCGGAAUCAAGGCAGACUGUUGUGACCGGCUCCCAUAUGGAGGACACCAGUGGAGUCAAAGAUGAAGAUAUGGAAAACUUACCCACUUCUACUGCCCAAUCUCGACCUGAGGAUCCUUACGAUCACGCCACUAAUGACGAUUAUGACGAUGAAUAUGAUGAGGAAGACUACGACGGGUCGCCUGCAGCGACCUCCAGGGAUGCCGUGGGACAUCCUAUAAGAAAUCAGCACGAUGAUAGGACCACACAGACACAGUCUAUUCGUAUUGGGUCUGGAACUGGAUUUGAUGUUCGCGUGACACAGGAUUCCAACAUACCUCGAGAAGGAGAUGUCCUUCAGCCUGGCCAGACGCUUCCAGGGUACACCGUUCCUCCGGGAUUUAGAGCCAGGAUCACUUCGGUUUCUGGAGGAAGGACCCUUGCCGAAGGCGACGGCAAGUCUCAAGCCCAGACGGUGGUCGUCGCUCCUUCGAGGAAUGCCACUUCGGGGAGGUCUUCAGCUUCGGAGACCAGGCCUCUUCUUAGGAGCUACAAUCAGCAACGAGUCUCCGGGGGUAGUUAUGCUCCUACUUAUUCGCAGUCCUCGUCGGUUGGGUAUCGCAGACCUGAAGCGAAUGCCCCUAGCAGACAGAAUUAUUAUACGGUUACGAAUAGCGUGGCUGGCAAAGUUGGUGACAGCAGAAACGCACCGAGGAAGUAUGAACAUCGGUACUACACGAAGAGCUCAACUUGUGGAUACUUCACAUUCUCCUGUAACGUCGUUUACGGGUCCAACGGACGCACCAAGAUCUGCAAACCGAAAAUGCCGACCUACCCUGACGGAACGCCCAUGAAAUGCUGAUAAUCUCGAUCGAUCAUAUUAGUAUUCCAUCGCCUCUGCAGUAUAAUUUUCCAUUAAAUUAAUUUCGUUAAGGUGAAGUAAAGGUGACGUCAAAGGGGUAUUUUUUUUUUAUGA
This is a messenger RNA of Orussus abietinus, 4546 nucleotides long. Its product is annotated as elastin. The transcript is spliced from 8 exons. The coding region runs from base 38 to 4432 and encodes 1464 amino acids. The record is from RefSeq and is a predicted model, not a curated record. NCBI's taxonomy places the organism in Eukaryota, Metazoa, Arthropoda, Insecta, Hymenoptera, Orussidae.